Molecule: messenger RNA, 1185 nt
Organism: [Torrubiella] hemipterigena
Lineage: Eukaryota; Fungi; Ascomycota; Sordariomycetes; Hypocreales; Clavicipitaceae
Source: the annotation of a GenBank genome assembly
CAAUGAAAACAAUAUAUGGCCGUUGCAUUUUAAAGAGCAGAACUUCCGAUGGAUCCGAUGCCGCUUCCCGAGCGCUCCAUUGAGAAGCUUCCGAACAUACGAUGAAUGCGGGGUUAGCGGCGUUACGGGGGACGCCCCCAGCGAAAACAGACAGCCUACAAGGCAUUAGGAAACGACGUCACUAUGAUUGGCCAGUGACCUACCAUCCGAAGCUUUGCGGAGGCGCGUCACUACUUUUAUAUAAUAGCGAAGCUCCGGGGCUUGAUGCUUUUGCCUCUAUCAUCAGCAAAGCACAAGCUGCCAAAUAUCAACAUGUCGAACCAGCAAGAGAGCGCGCCCCUCGGGCAAGACUUCACUAACACGGUCAUUGACUCUAUGGGUCCCAACACGGACCCGCGCUUGCGAACCGUAAUGACGUCGCUCAUCCAGCACUUGCACGAUUUUGCGCGCGAGGUCGAUUUGACAGUGGACGAGUGGAUGAUGGGUGUUAAUGUGAUUAAUGCUGCCGGAAAGAUGACAACGGACCGCAGAAAUGAGGGCGUUCUUCUGUGUGACAUCUUGGGCAUUGAAUCCCUUUGCGAUGACAUCACAUACCGAGCUGCAGCUAAAGCCGGAGUCCCAGCAACAUCGUCCGCUAUUUUGGGCCCGUUUUGGCGUGAGCCACUGAAGAGAGAGAAUGGGACAACCAUUUCAUUCAACACUCCUGCAGAUGGACAAAUUGCCUAUAUGCACGGAAGAGUGGUAGAUUCUGAGACAGGAAAGCCUCUACAAAACGCCACCGUCGACGUUUGGCAAGCUUCUACCAACGGUCUAUACGAGCAACAAGAUCCUGACCAGGUCGAUCACAACUUACGCGGCCUCUUCACUACUGACGCUGAAGGCAAAUAUGGAUUUUACUGCUUAUUGCCUACCCCAUAUCCUGUUCCCUGCGACGGCCCGGCUGGCAAACUUCUGAAGCUGUUUGACCGACACAAUUUCCGACCGGCACACAUUCAUUUGAUUGUUAAAGCCGACGGACACAACCCGCUAACGACGCAAAUAUUUGACGCAAAUUCUGAUUACUUAAAGGAUGACGCAGUAUUUGCCGUGAAAGACGGCUUGGCAGUCCAUUUCGUCCCAAGAAAGGAUGACCCACAGGCAGAAUGGGAGCUUGAGUAUAAUGUUAAGCUGGCUACUCUUGCUUAA